AUGGGUUAUAAGCUUUUACUUAUUUUAAUGGUUGGCUUUAUAAUUUGCACCACUAACAUAGUUGGUGGUAGAAAUCUUUCUGAAGAUGAAAAGAAGACAAUUAGUAAGCAUGAUGGGGGUAUAGGUGGCCGAGUAGGAUUUGGAGGUGGUGAUGGAAUAGGAAGUGGUUAUGGUGGUGGCGGAGGCGGUGGUGGAGAUGAAUUGGGUGAUGGAAACAAUUGUGGAGGAGGCAGUGGAGACAUUGGAGGAAGCCCUGGUAGUGGUGGAGGAGGAGGUCGUGGUGGUGGAAACUAG
Molecule: messenger RNA, 294 nt
Organism: Helianthus annuus (common sunflower)
Lineage: Eukaryota; Viridiplantae; Streptophyta; Magnoliopsida; Asterales; Asteraceae
Product: glycine-rich protein 5-like
Exons: 1
Coding region: 1-294 (97 amino acids)
Source: RefSeq, a predicted model, not a curated record